Messenger RNA from Loa loa (African eye worm), 1695 nucleotides. RefSeq names its product ammonium transporter 3. Gene Ontology annotation, biological process: ammonium transmembrane transport; ammonium homeostasis. The record is from RefSeq and is a predicted model, not a curated record. Gene Ontology annotation, molecular function: ammonium channel activity. The transcript is spliced from 11 exons. The coding region runs from base 61 to 1695 and encodes 544 amino acids. NCBI's taxonomy places the organism in Eukaryota, Metazoa, Nematoda, Chromadorea, Rhabditida, Onchocercidae. Gene Ontology annotation, cellular component: membrane.
GAAAAGUUGUACCAGGAUGAUGCGGUAUGGAUCACAACUAGCAGUUUCAUCAUUUUCACCAUGCAUUCUGGUUUUGGCUUAUUAGAAAGUGGUAGUGUCGCAGCAAAGGAUGAGGUGAACAUUAUGGUAAAGAAUGUUGUCGAUGUGGUCUUCGGUGGAUUAGCCUAUUGGGCCUUCGGUUAUGGACUUAGUUUUGGUAAUGGAGCCUACAGUAAUGCUAUCACAGGAUGGGGCAAAUUUUUUUAUAAUCCCCAAAGGGACUUUGAUUCCCCACGUGAUGAAGGCUGGGCCUAUGCAAAUUUUUUAUUUCAACUUAGUUUUGCAACAACCUCAUCAACAAUUGUUUCUGGUGCUGUAGCUGAACGUGCUAAACUCAAAUCAUAUAUUUUACUUGGAUGUAUCGUAAUUCUAAUACAAGCAUUACCUUCACAUUGGGUGUGGGACAGUCAAGGAGUCUUCUUCAAAUUAGGCGUCGUUGAUUUUGCUGGCUGCUCAUGUAUUCAUAUGGUUGGUGGCAUCAUUGGAUUAGUGGCUACCAUUUAUUUAAAGCCACGUCGAAAUCGAUUUAAUGAAAAUUCGGUGCAUCAAAUGAGUUCACCAACAAAUGCGCUUCUUGGAACCUUUAUGCUUUGGUGGGGUUGGUUUGGAAUCAAUUCUGGAUCAGCUUGUGGUGUAACAAAUGGUCGUUGGAGACUUGCAGCUAGAGCAUCAGUGGCGACAAUUAUGAGCUCAAUAGGAGGUGGUGUCACAUCAAUUACAUUCAGUUUUGCUAAAACAAAAAAAUUGCAAGUUAAUUAUCUAAUCUUUGGAUUACUAUCUUCAGUGGUUGCCAUUACAGCAAUUUGCGCCGUUGCACGACCAUGGCAUGCAUUAUUGAUCGGUGCAAUCAGUUCAACUAUUUCCAUCUCAGUAAUACCGGCUCUGGAAUUUUUAAAAAUUGACGAUCCGGUUGGCAUUAUACCAAUUCAUCUUACAUCAUCCAUAUGGGGUAUGUGCGCAGUGGGUAUUUUUGCGGAGGAUGAUCAAGUGUUGGCAGUAACAGGUGGACAUUAUGGUUUGAUAUAUUCGGGAAGUUUUAAAUUGCUUGCAAUACAAAUGAUCUGCACAGUGACUGUCCUGGUCUAUAGCGCCAUCUUUGGACUUCUUGCUCUAAUUAUCUUGGGUAAAAGCCCUCUUGGAAUACGGGUUACAGAUUACGAGGAACAGAUUGGCGCUGAUGUCAUAGAACAUGGUUUAGCUGGCACUAACAUUGCUCGAUAUCAUGUUGAAAAGCCUUUAUCAUCAAAAACUUUUGCAACUGUCACAAAAGCAAUAACAAAAUGGAAACUUCAAACACGUGCUAAUCGAGCACUACGUGAACAACAUGUUGCACUUGGUUAUCGACGAGAACCAGAUAAUGGUACCAUGUUGAUUCGACAACGCAAAAGUAAACUUUCUAAUGGUGGAUUCUUAUCAUUAACUCAUCAUAUUCGAUCACGGAAUUUGUCUUCACGUGCAAAAAUGCCCACUACUCCUACAGUAACACUUUCACCAAACAUUUCAAAAGAAGGCAAUUUAUUACCUCAACAGUUUCGACAUUCUGUAACAUCGUUUAGAAGAAAAGAAGAUGAUAUAAAAUGUGCGAAAAUCGGUGAAAUGUUAUUUACUUUUAAACGACGAAUGGACGAAGAAAAUGGAAAAGUAAACUUUAAAUAG